This is a messenger RNA of Scylla paramamosain (green mud crab), 2837 nucleotides long. RefSeq names its product dipeptidyl peptidase 1-like. Gene Ontology annotation, molecular function: cysteine-type endopeptidase activity. NCBI's taxonomy places the organism in Eukaryota, Metazoa, Arthropoda, Malacostraca, Decapoda, Portunidae. The coding region runs from base 366 to 1775 and encodes 469 amino acids. The transcript is spliced from 8 exons. The record is from RefSeq and is a predicted model, not a curated record. Gene Ontology annotation, cellular component: lysosome.
UCACAGCAAAUACCAAAAAUACACAAUAACUAAAUUCAAGAAUCAAUAGGAAUAAGUUGGUUUUUUGCCCAUCUGCCUCUUCUUUUUUCUGAUGUAUCCAUCAUCAGCAUCCUCUUGCAGAAUAUCCUAUACAAAAUCUGGUCCCAACAUUUCUCUUUUUUAAUACAUGGAGAUGCACUUGACUAAAUAAGUAAAGAGACAGGAGCAUUAACCAGUUACUCAGUGAAGAAUGCUGAUAAUGUAGUGCCAGUCACCUGCAACGUACCACACAGCCUCUACCAUUCAAAUCUAAUGACAGUUUUUUUUUUUUCUUUUUUUUUUUUUUUUUGCAUGAAGGUGCAGACAGCACAAGGGUGGCAACUUUUAUGGUGUGCAUGCUAGCAGCAGUGAACAGCAGUGGAGGAAUGUGUAGUAGCAGAGUACUGAGUAUCCUUGGCGCUUUACUUAUAGCUGGUAUCAUCCAGCUCGCAGCAGGUGACACUCCUGCAAAUUGUCUCUACGAGGAUGUCCGUGGUACUUGGACUUUUAUGGAGACGGAGCGUUUGGGAAGCCACAACAUUGACUGUGACACACUUGGUGCCAUAGUACAUGUCAAGAACUUCACACUUGCUUUCCCUGAUAUUGCCACCGAUGAGCUGAGCAAUGCAGGCACCUGGACUAUGAUAUACAACCAAGGUUUUGAGAUCAACAUCAACCAGAGGUCAUACUUUGCCUUCUUGUAUUAUGAGACAGGAGAGAAUUCUGUCACCUCUUACUGCGGCCACACCUUCACCGGUUGGUCCCGUGACAAGACUGUGAGAAACUGGUCUUGUUUCAAUGCCACCAAAACAACUGAGGUGCCUCCCCGAACAACUAAACGACUAACCCGCAUGGAUUUGGUUCAGCCUUACAAGAAUGACCCAGCUCUUGUGCAAAAAAUCAACAAGGUGCAAAGGUCAUGGCGAGCUAAAGAGUAUCCCGAGUUGGAAAAAUUCACAACAGGGGAGGUGCAACGUCGUGGGGGAAGUGUAUGGCCUGACCUGCAGUCCCUGCCUGUCCCUGCCCCUGCCACAGCCGAGCAGAAGGCCCGGGUUGCUCUCUUGCCAAACAGCUUCGACUGGCGCAACGUGUCUGGGGUAAACUACGUAUCCCCUGUGCGUAAUCAAGGAUCUUGUGGGUCCUGCUAUGCCUUCGCCUCCAUGGCCAACCUAGAGUCCCAAGUGAGGAUUGCAACUCAGAAUCAGCGACAGGAUGUCUUCUCCCCUCAGGAUGUUGUGUCGUGCUCAUUGCUCGCCCAAGGCUGCCUGGGCGGCUUUGAUUAUCUGAUUGCAGGACGCUACGCUCAAGACCAAGGAGUUGUGGCUGAGGAGUGUAACACUUACACAGGAAAAGAAGAUUCUUGCAACACCAAUUUGUCCUGCCCACGCACCUACGUCAGUGCAUACAAGCAUGUGGGAGGCUACUAUGGGGCAUGCAAUGAGGAAGUAAUGUUGGAGGCAUUGGUAGAGACAGGGCCGAUAUCUGUUUCAUUCAUGGUAUACGAUGACUUCCACAACUACGAUGGAGGCAUCUACCACUACACUGGCCUUAGGAAUGAGUUCAACCCCUUUGAGAUAACAAACCACGUGGUGCUGGUGGUGGGCUACGGGGCGGACGAAGACACAGGGGAAAAGUACUGGAUUGUCAAGAACUCAUGGGGCAACCAGUGGGGUGAAGAUGGGUUCUUCAGAAUUAGGAGAGGCAACGACGAAUGUUCUCUUGAAUCAAUGGCUGUACAGGUUACAAUCAUCCCUUGAAAUUCUUAAGAUAUGAAAAAUGAACUAAAUAAAGACAAUCACAAAAAAAAUAAAGUAAAAUAACAAUAAUAAUAAUAAUAAUAAUAAUAAUAAUAAUAAUAAUAAUAAUAAUAAUAAUAAUAAUAAUAACAAUAAUAAUAACAAUAAAAAGUCUUCUUACCCAGCUGAUGUCCUGAGAUCAGGGUGAGCUAGUGGAGACUAGCUAAAACAAUAGAAUAUAUAUAUAUAUAUAUAUAUAUAUAUAUAUAUAUAUAUAUAUAUAUAUAUAUAUAUAUAUAUAUAUAUAUAUAUAUAUAUAUAUAUAUAUAUAUAUAUAUUCAUUUAUUUAUUUAUUUAUCUGUUUAUUUAUACACACACACACACACACACACACACACACACACACACACACACACAGUAGAGCCUCAGUUGCCAAACGCCUCCGUUUUCGGACAAAUCUCUUUUCGAACAAAAUUUUGAACUCAUUAUUGCUUCAGUUAUGGUACCAUAAUUCGGUUCUAGAACAAGGUUACUUGAUUUGAAAUAUUAAAAGACAUAGCAAAAGCUGCCGUUUAUUACUAAUUUAUUGUUUCUAUAAAUAUUUACUUUAUUUUUAUAUAUUUGGAGGAGAGAAACAGAGUGUAAGACAGUAGUUCGAUCUUUAAGAUAAGCUAAAUGUGGCCCCGUUGAAAAGCGUCGAUAUAAAGAAACAGUUUUUGACACUCAGGGGCAAUCCCGAGCUACCUGUGGCUCUCACAAUGAACCGUUAGGCCAUCAUUACUGCACGACUGCAUUUUUUCCAGUAGUUUUCCCAGCAGCAAGAUGUCUUAUGAUCACUUUCAUUUUGGUGGUAAGUGGGUGGUUGCUCUUCUCUGUCCCUCUGUCAGGAUUCCUUCACUAGAUCAGUCUAAACAUUAUCUUCUGAUGAAUUCUGUGUCACUAAGCUCAUUCAAUAUAUCCUUUCUGGAUAAAUAGUUUAUGAGAGAGAGAGAGAGAGAGAGAGAGAGAGAGAGAGAGAGAGAGAGAGAGAGAGAGAGAGAGAGAGAGAGAGAGAGAGAGAGAGAGAGAGAGAGAGAGAGAGAA